AAAACGUCCUGGGUGGAGCUCCAAGUUGCACGGUAGUCAGCCCCUGAGUUUGCCUUGAGAACUACAUACAUACUUCAGUACUUGACAAUGUGAGAAUGUGUGCAUGUGUUUAGCAUAGUCAGACAAAGUGCGAUACAGAAAACAUUUUUGUUUUCUUUUAAAUCGAAUUGUGUUGUGACACUUGACUGAAGAGUAUUUUAAAACUGAGAGGAUAAUAUUGUUCCAUAGGUGGAGAAACGAAACGUGCCACUUUUUGUUUUGUAAAUGCCCAUAAGGAACUUCUGAAACAAAGGAUUCUCUGUGGAUGUUUUGUGUUCUGACUUUUGCUGUGGAGAAGACUAUUAGUAACUGGUAAUGUCGGAGGUGACUCUUCAUUCAUGUUUUAUAUACACCAUUAACGUAUAGUCCAGACGGACUUUUGUAGACUGUAAUACAUCUGGAUUAAUAAAAAAGCAAAAAGCAUGGAUAAUUUUUUUAUGGAGGGAGCAAGAGUCUGGUUGAGAGAAAAUGAUCAGUACCUACCUAGUACAGUCUCGUCCUGCGCAGCAGGAGUUGUGGUGCUCGCCACAGACUACGGGCAGGUAUAUACCUACAAACUUAACUCCCUCACUCGGCAAAAGGUGAUGGCCAUGCAUUCCACCAGUAUUGAAGGAGUAGAAGAUAUGGCGGAGCUGGGUGACCUGCACGAAGGGGCAAUCAUGCACAAUCUGUACCUACGAUAUCAACACAACAUCAUUUAUACAUAUAUAGGUUCCAUUCUGGCCUCUGUGAACCCCUACAAGAUUAUUCCAGGCCUGUAUGACUGUCUCACAGUGGAGUCCUACAGCAAACAUCGUCUAGGAGAAAUAUCCCCUCACAUCUUUGCUUUGGCCAAUGAGUGUUACCGCUGUCUUUGGAAACGUCUUGAAAACCAAUGUGUUCUCAUCAGUGGAGAAAGUGGAGCUGGGAAGACUGAAAGCACAAAGCUCAUCCUCCGAUUCCUCUCAGCCAUGAGCCAGCGUUCACUGGAGGUGACGUCGAAAGAAAAAACUUCACAUGUGGAACAGGCCCUCUUGGAAAGCAGCCCGAUCAUGGAAGCCUUUGGAAAUGCCAAAACAGUUUACAAUAACAACUCCAGCCGGUUUGGGAAGUUUGUUCAGCUGAACUUUUGUCAGAAGGGGAACAUUCAGGGAGGAAAAAUUGUAGAUUAUUUAUUAGAAAAGAACCGAGUAGUUAGACAGAACCCUGGUGAAAGGAACUAUCACAUUUUCUAUGCACUGCUGACAGGAACUGAUAGGGAACAAAAAGAAGAAUUCCAUCUAUCCCAAGCUGAAAACUACUAUUACCUGAAACAGUCUGGAUGCACAGCAGACAAGACAAUCAAUGACGUGGAGACCUUCCAGGAUGUCAUGACUGCAAUGAAGGUCAUGCAGUUCAGUAAUGAGGACAUCCAUGAGAUCCUUAGACUCCUGGCAGGGGUUCUGCACUUAGGAAACAUUGAAUUUAUGACUGCAGGUGGGGCACAGGUGUCCUCUAAAUCAGCUUUGGGAAGAGCAUCAGAGUUGCUUGGGCUGGACUCAAUGCAGCUUGCAGAAGUUCUUACCCAUAAAUCUAUGCUCCUCAGGGGAGAGGAGAUCUCCACACCACUGACUGUGGAACAGGCGGUAGAUUCCAGGGAUUCAAUGGCCAUGGCACUUUAUUCCCAAUGCUUUUCUUGGAUCAUAAAAAAACUCAACAGCAGGAUAAAAGGCAAGGAAGACUUCAAGUCUAUAGGAAUCCUGGAUAUAUUUGGAUUUGAAAACUUUGAGGUUAAUCGCUUUGAGCAAUUCAGUAUAAACUAUGCAAAUGAAAAACUUCAGGAAUACUUCAACAAGCACAUUUUUUCCUUGGAGCAACUGGAAUAUAAUAAGGAAGGUUUGGUAUGGGAAGAUAUAAACUGGAUGGAUAAUGGGGAGUGUCUGGACCUAAUCGAAAAGAAACUGGGACUACUGGCCCUUAUUAAUGAAGAGAGUCACUUUCCUAAGGCAACUGACAGUACUUUGCUGGCAAAACUGCACUGUCAGCAUUCGCAAAAUCCCUUCUAUGUGAAGCCCCGGGUUGCUGUGCACAAUUUUGGAGUGAAACACUACGCUGGAGAGGUGUUAUAUGACGUGAGGGGCAUUCUUGAGAAGAACAGAGAUACAUUCAGGGAAGACGUUCUUAAUUUACUGCAGGAAAGCAGGCUGGAUUUUGUCUAUGACCUGUUUGAGCAUGUUUCAUGUUGGAACAAUCAAGAUACACUGAAAUGUGGAUCCAAACAUCGGAAACCAACUGUGAGCUCACAGUUCAAGAAUUCCCUGCAUUCCCUGAUGGCCACUCUAAGCACAUCAAAUCCUUUCUUUGUCCGCUGCAUCAAACCAAAUACCCAGAAGAUGCCAGACCAGUUUGACCAAUCAGUGGUACUAAACCAAUUGAGGUAUUCUGGAAUGCUGGAGACCGUGAGGAUACGACGGGCUGGAUUUCCUGUCCGGAGAAACUUCCUAGACUUUUACACAAGAUACAAAGUAUUGAUGAAAAACAUGACAGUUCCUGAAGAUGUGAAGGAGAAAUGUAGAAGUCUGCUUCAUACAUAUGACAGCACAAGUGCUGAGUGGCAACUAGGGAAGACAAAGGUCUUUCUUCGGGAAUCCCUCGAACACAAGCUGGAAAAACAGCGUGAAGUUGAAGUUUACAAAGCAGCCAUGAUCAUCCAAGCUCGUAUAAUGGGUUACAUGGCAAGGAAGCAGUAUCGAAAGGUCCUGCAGUGCAUUGUGGUGAUUCAGAAGAACUAUCGGGCUUUCUUCUGGAGGAGAAGGUUCCUCCACCUCCGCAAAGCUGCCGUAACCUUACAGAAGCAAGUGCGAGGAAAGCUGGCACGCAAGAUCUACAGCCAGUUGCUUGAAGAGAGACAAAGGAAGGAAGAGGAGGAGUGCAAGAGAAGAGAGGAAGAGGAAGAAAGAGAAAAACAAAGAUUGGAAGUUGAACGCCUUGCACAGCAGGCUGAGGAAGCCCGUAAACAGCAGGAGCUGGCAGCCCUCCUAAAAGCUCAAGAAGAAGAAAUGGAGCACAGCCAGGCCGGGGAAAAGCCUCAGGACACCACCCAGGUGGAGGAGAUCCUGAGACUGGAGCGAGAGAUUCAGGACCUGCAGCGCAAGAAGGAGCAGCAGGAGCUCUCUCUGACUGAGGCCUCCCUCCAGCGGCUGCAGCUGCUCCGUGAUGACGAGCUGAGGCGCCUUGAGGAGGAGGCUUGCCGGGCUGCCCAGGAAUUCCUGGAGUCCCUGAACUUUGACGAGAUUGACGAGUGUGUGCGCAACAUCGAGAGCUGCCUCUCCGUGGGCAGUGGAGAAGCUGUCAGCAUGGAUAAACCGAACUUCAACUUCAGCCAGCCCAACCCAGAGGAGGAGGUGGAUGAGGGCUUUGAAGCAGACGAUGAUGCCUUCAAAGAUUCACCCAGCUCCAGUGAGCAUGGUCAUUCAGACCAGAGGACCAGCGGUAUUAGGACAAGUGAUGAUUCCUCAGAGGAGGACCCCUACAUAAAUGACACAGUGAUUACCACCCUCCCCAAUCCUGCCAUCACAGCUCUGCUUCUUCCUAUCCAAGACUCUCUCAACGUGAACAUGUCUGCCAGCAAGGAUUUGGCUUACUGCAUUGGUGACAACAUGAGUGGCAGUCCCCAGGACUCUGUGGAGCUUAUCCCACCCAAUGAAGACUCUGACUAUGACCAGGAUGACUAUGAUGAUGGGGCUAUUGCCUCUGGCAGCAGCAUGACAUUCUCCAACCCCCGCAGUGGCCAGUGGUCUUCGGAUUACCGUUUCUCUGUGGGGACCUACAACAGCUCUGGAGCUUAUCACUUCAGCUCAGAAGGAGCACAGUCUUCAUUUGAAGACAGCGAAGACGACUUUGACAGCAGGUUUGACACAGAUGAUGAGCUUUCUUACCGCAGAGACUCUGUCUACAGCUGUGUCAGCCUUCCCUAUUUCCACAGCUUCCUUUUCAUCAAAGGGGGUCUGAUGAACAUAUGGAAGAGGCGCUGGUGUGUCUUAAAGGAUGAAACGUUCCUGUGGUUCCGCUCCAAGCAGGAAGCCUUGAAGCAGGGCUGGCUGCACAAGAAAGGUGGCGGCUCCUCAACGCUUUCCAGACGGAACUGGAAGAGGCGCUGGUUCGUCCUGCGCCAGACCAAGCUCAUGUACUUUGAGAACGACGGAGAGGAGAAGCUGAAGGGCACUCUUGACAUGCGGGCUGCAAAGGAAAUUAUUGACAAUACCGGGAAAGAGAAUGGAAUUGAUGUAGUAAUGCCAGAACGCACAUACCACCUGAUUGCAGAAACUGCUGAAGAUGCAAGGCAAUGGUUCAGUGUCCUGAGCCAGGUCCACGGAUCCACAGAGCAGGAGAUUCGUGAAAUGCAUGAUGAACAAGCCAACCCACAGAAUGCAGUGGGUACGAUUGAUGUAGGACUAAUUGAUUCAGUGUGUGCUUUUGACAAUCCAGAGAGACCCAACUCUUUUGUGAUCAUAACGACCAACCGUGUCCUACACUGCAACGCAGACACCCCAGAGGAGAUGCAUCACUGGAUUACACUCCUGCAAAGAUCAAAGGGGGAUACCAGAGUUGAAGGACAGGAGUUCCUAGUGAGAGGAUGGCUGCACAAAGAGAUGAAGAACAGCACAAAAGCUUCGAUGAAGCUAAAGAAGCGCUGGUUUGUGCUGACACACAACUCUCUGGAUUACUACAAGAGCUCGGAGAGAAACGCGCUUAAACUGGGCACUCUGGUGCUCAACAGCCUCUGCUCUGCGGUGCCGCCUGAUGAAAAGACCUUCAAAGAAACAGGUUAUUGGAAUGUCACUGUCUAUGGGCGCAAGCACUGCUACCGCCUCUAUACAAAACUGCUGAAUGAAGCAACCAGGUGGUCAAGUGCCAUCCAGAAUGUCAUUGAUACCAAGGUACCCAUUGACACACCAACGCAGCAACUCAUUCAAGACAUCAAGGAAAACUGCUUGAAUACUGAAGUUGUGGAGCAAAUAUACAAGAGAAACCCAAUUCUUCGUUACACUCACCAUGCUUUGCACUCGCCACUCCUUCCAUUGCCCUAUGGGGACAUACACCUAAACUUGCUGAAAGACAAAGGCUACACAACUCUACAGGAUGAAGCCAUCAAGAUUUUCAACUCCCUCCAGCAGAUCGAAUCUGUUCCCGACCCCAUUCCUAUCAUUCAAGGAAUUUUGCAGACGGGGCAUGACCUUCGACCCCUGCGGGAUGAGAUCUACUGCCAGCUCAUUAAGCAGACCAACAAGACUCCUAACACAGGGAGUGUAGGAAACCUGCGCAACUGGCAGAUCCUAACCUGCAUAAGCUGCACAUUUGUACCGUCUCGAACCAUACUCAAGUACCUGAAGUUCCACCUCAAGAGAGUUCGAGAACAAUUCCCAGGCACAGAGAUGGAGAAGUAUGCAGCAUUCACCUGCGAGUCACUGAAGAAAACCAAGUCCAGGGAGUUUGUUCCCUCCCGGGAGGAAAUCCAGGCUGUGAUCAGUAGGGAAGAAAUGACAAGUACGGUUUACUGUCAUGGUGGAGGCUCUUGUAAAAUCACAAUCAAUUCCCACACAUCUGCUGGAGAGAUUGUUGAGAAACUGAUGCGUGGAUUGGCAAUGGAAGACAGCAGGAACAUGUUUGCUUUGUUUGAGCACAAUGGCACCACUGACAAAGCCAUUGAAAGCAGGACCAUUGUUGCCGACAUCCUAGCCAAGUUUGAAAAGCUUGCAGCCAGCACAGAGGAAAGCAGUAAUCAGUGGAAAUUCUAUUUCAAACUCUACUGCUUCCUGGACACAGAUAAUGUGCCUAAAGAUAGUGUGGAAUUUGCUUUUAUGUUUGAGCAGGCUCAUGAGGCUGUCAUCCGAGGGCACUAUCCAGCCCCAGAGGAGACCCUCCAGUUCUUGGCAGCCUUGCGGCUUCAAUAUGUGCAAGGAGACUUCACCACCCACACCACAAUGCCCGAGAUGGAAGAGGUAUACCCAAUGGAGAGGCUGAAGGCACGGAUCACCCAGUCUACCAAGACCUUCACCCCAACCCAGGACAGGUGCGAGAGGAAGCGCUCCAGCUUCCUGGAGGGGACCCUGCGCAGGAGCUUCCGCGGCGGCUCCAUCACCAAGCAGAAGCUGGUGGAGGAGCAGAUGCUGGAUGUGUGGGUGAAAGAGGAGAUCACCGCCGCCAAGACCAACAUCAUCGACAAGUGGAAGAAGCUGCAGUCCAUGACUCAGGCGCAGGCCAUGGUUAAAUACAUGGCACUGGUAAAGGAAUGGCCUGGAUAUGGCUCCACUCUUUUCAACGUGGAGUGUAAGGAAGGUGGCUUCCCAAAAGACCUGUGGCUGGGAGUCAGCGGUGCUGCGAUUUCAAUUUACAAGCGAGGGGAGCCCAGGCCCCUGGAGAUCUUCCAGUAUGAGCACAUUCUGUCAUUCGGAACCCCGCUCUCAAACACAUACAAAAUUGUGGUGGAUGACAGAGAGUUGCUGUUUGAAACAAUCCAGGUGGUUGACAUUGCAAAGCUGAUGAAAGCCUACAUCAGUAUGAUUGUAAAGAAGCGUUACAGCACCCCACGUUCAUUCGGCAGCCAGGGCAGCCAGUGCAGCAGCAGCAGGUGAGGUCGUCGGCCCGCUUCUGAGAUACCGAAUCAGGUGGUCUAAUGGAGACCUGCUUCCCAUGAUGCUGAAGAACAAGCAGAGACUGGCUGUUGCAAGCCUCCAAGAACCAUUAACCCGGAAGAGCAAAAAUAAGAUGAAACCUACAAUGACUUUUUAGCUUUAACUCGUAACAGAAGAUUGAUCUGUGAAAUCCAUUCAUAACGUUCUGGCUACAACUAACUUGCAGAUACUGCUAUUGAAGACUAAAGACUGUUUGUGAUUUACCCCUAUGUAAACCUCCAAAGCUUUACUAUGUUGAAUAAUAUUUAAAACAAAUCAUGCACUGCCAAUAAGGCAGUACUAAGGUGCCUUAUAUAGUAGUUAAGCUGAAAACACAAAAGCUUAGUGGGGCUGCUUUAAACUCUGGGCACUUGUAUGGUUAAGGACAAAUGGCAAAGGAGGACUGCAGGGCUUCAUUCUACCUGAUAUGUGCUACAGUGUGUGUUUUUUGGUGUGCACGAUGGUAUUCUCCUGCUCCCACUCUUUCAGCCUGUCUUGGAAUGCUGCUGGCAGCCUUCCUUAACAAAAGCAUUACAUUUCAUUCCUCAUUAAUUCUGUGCCUUUUUUUGUAAUAUAUGUGUACAUGAGUUUUAAUCCAUAUUUUAAAAAAUGUUUUAUUGCAAAGAUGAUAACGUGCAAUGUUUUAUAUAUGUGGCUGUACAUAUUUUAAUACAUAUGAAUUUUAGGUAUUUCAACCAGACUAUUAAUCCAAUAAUCAUAUGUUGCAAUGAAAUCAACUUGUUUUUCAAAAAUGAUAAACAAUAUAGAUUGCCAAAUGAGAUGUUUUACAGCAAAAAACAAAAAAAACUGUAGCAGCUCUGUAUUCUCUGUAUUAUCUGUGUUCUGUAUUUCAGAAUGUGUAGCAAACAAGCCAUUAAAUAAAUAUGCAUGGUGUCCCAUAGUAACGUGUACCUUUUCUGUUUGUGUAAGAGACUCGGGUACAGAAUACAGUUCUUAAUAUUCCACUUGUAGUCUCAGUGUAAUUAAAAUGGCAGACUGGCGGACUAUUUUCCCCUUUAGUAUAAAAUAUGAUGCAUAUACAUUUUGUAGAAAUGGGUAAAUAAAUGUUUCAUAUUGUAGAAAAUAAUUACACUUCAUAUGAAGGAAUGGUACUGUUAUCAUUUGCUGGCAGGAGUACUGAAUGAAUCCUUGGGACCCAAAGUCUUGAGAUUAUGGCCUCCUGUCAUUUGUAAAUGUUCACCUGAUUGGCUGAACAGAUUCAGAAUAAAUAAUUGACACGUUACAAGUUAGGAUGCAAAUAUUUUUUUUCCCCAAAUGUCCAAAAUAAAAUGAAGUUUACUGUU
Molecule: messenger RNA, 7975 nt
Organism: Acipenser ruthenus (sterlet)
Lineage: Eukaryota; Metazoa; Chordata; Actinopteri; Acipenseriformes; Acipenseridae
Product: unconventional myosin-X-like
Exons: 41
Coding region: 462-6632 (2056 amino acids)
Cellular component (GO): myosin complex; cytoskeleton
Molecular function (GO): ATP binding; cytoskeletal motor activity; protein binding
Source: RefSeq, a predicted model, not a curated record